ACAAUUGCACUGUUUCAAGUGCAUGAAUUAGCAGGAUUUUAAGAUCUUUGAAGAGAGAUUACCUCUGUGAGAGUCGCAAUGCCAGUUCCUCUUGCUCCGUAUCCGACGCCUACCGUACCGGUUACACCACCUGCUGCAAAUGGUGCACAAAGCCAGCUAGUGUGUUCAGGAUGCCGAAACCUUUUACUCUAUCCAGUCGGAGCAACCUCCGUAUGUUGUGCCGUUUGCAAUGCUGUCACAGCUGUGCCACCUCCAGGCACGGAAAUGGCUCAGUUGGUUUGUGGAGGCUGUCACACCUUACUCAUGUAUAUUCGUGGAGCAACAAGCGUACAAUGCUCAUGUUGUCAUACUGUCAACUUAGCUAUGGAAGCAAACCAAGUGGCACACGUCAAUUGCGGGAACUGUCAGAUGCUGUUGAUGUACCAAUAUGGAGCACGAUCUGUCAAAUGUGCAGUUUGCAAUUUUGUGACAACAGUUGGGGCCUCAACAAGCACUACCGAACAGAAGUUCAGCAGCUAAAACUACACGACAGUUUGGUUGGUUACUAGUUACUACAACCUUCAACCAUUCAGUUUGACAUCAUCUGGUGUCACCAAGUACUAGCAUUUCUAGAUAUAUCUCCUGGCUACAUGUAUAGAGCUAUUUUUCCCCGCGUGACUUCAUUAUGAACGUCUGUUUUGGUAUGCUAGAUGUCUAAGAAGUAUUGUAAAAAAAAAACUUGGAGGUUAUGAGUGCCAAUGAAUGGCUUUCAACAA
Molecule: messenger RNA, 755 nt
Organism: Rhododendron vialii
Lineage: Eukaryota; Viridiplantae; Streptophyta; Magnoliopsida; Ericales; Ericaceae
Product: protein LOL1
Exons: 5
Coding region: 79-519 (146 amino acids)
Source: RefSeq, a predicted model, not a curated record